Messenger RNA from Lodderomyces oxycetoniae, 1287 nucleotides. RefSeq names its product adenylosuccinate synthase (gene ADE12). The record is from RefSeq and is a predicted model, not a curated record. The coding region runs from base 1 to 1287 and encodes 428 amino acids. Gene Ontology annotation, biological process: 'de novo' AMP biosynthetic process; IMP metabolic process. The transcript has a single exon. NCBI's taxonomy places the organism in Eukaryota, Fungi, Ascomycota, Pichiomycetes, Serinales, Debaryomycetaceae. Gene Ontology annotation, molecular function: adenylosuccinate synthase activity; GTP binding. Gene Ontology annotation, cellular component: cytoplasm.
AUGUGUGACGUGGUGUUAGGCACUCAAUGGGGAGAUGAAGGAAAAGGAAAACUAGUUGAUAUUUUGUGUGAUGAUAUUGAUAUUUGUGCAAGAUGUCAAGGUGGGAAUAAUGCUGGUCACACGAUUAUCGUAGACGGGAAGAAAUUUGAUUUCCAUAUGUUACCCAGUGGGUUGGUUAAUCCCAAGUGUAAAAACUUGUUAGGUUCAGGUGUUGUUAUUCAUGUACCUUCAUUUUUUGAAGAAUUGAACAAUUUGGAGAAAAAAGGGUUAAACUGUGAUGGUCGACUUUUUGUUAGUUCUAGAGCUCAUUUGGUCUUUGAUUUCCACCAGAGAACUGAUAAGUUGAAAGAAGCCGAGUUAUCGGAGAAUAAAAAGGCAAUUGGUACCACUGGUAAAGGUAUUGGUCCUACUUAUUCUACAAAGGCAUCUAGAUCAGGUAUUAGGGUUCACCAUUUGGUUAAUCCUUCUGACAAUGCAUGGGAGGAGUUCAAAUUGAGAUAUAUGAGAUUAAUCAACUCGAGGAAAAAAAGGUAUGGUGAGUUUGAUUACGACUAUGAAGAGGAAUUGAAACGUUACGAAAAAUUUCGUCAAGAAUUGAGACCUUUUGUUGUUGAUUCUGUUGAGUUUAUGCACGAUGCCAUUUGUCAAAAGAAGAAAAUUCUUGUUGAAGGUGCUAAUGCCUUGAUGUUGGAUAUUGAUUUUGGUACUUUUCCCUAUGUUACCUCCUCAUCAACCGGUAUCGGUGGUGUUUUAACUGGAUUAGGUAUUCCUCCACAAACUAUUAGAAAUAUUUAUGGUGUGGUUAAGGCAUAUACAACCAGAGUUGGUGAAGGUCCCUUUCCAACAGAGCAAUUGAACAGUGUUGGUGAAACUUUGCAAGAUGUUGGAGCCGAGUAUGGUGUUACCACAGGUCGGAAAAGAAGAUGUGGAUGGUUAGAUUUGGUAGUGUUGAGAUAUUCUACAUUGAUAAACGGUUAUACAUCAUUAAAUAUUACUAAAUUGGAUGUUUUGGAUAAAUUCAAGGAAAUCCAAGUUGGUGUUGCUUAUAAAUUGAAUGGAAAAGAGUUGAAGUCUUUCCCUGAGGAUCUAAUUGACUUGGCUAAUGUCGAAGUGGUUUACAAAACAUUACCUGGAUGGGAACAAGAUAUCACUCAGAUCAAAAAUUAUAAAGACUUGCCUGAAAAUGCAAAAAAAUAUCUCGAUUUCAUUGAAGAUUACUUACAAGUCCCUAUUCAAUGGGUUGGCACUGGUCCUGCCAGGGACUCGAUGUUGGUAAAGACUGUAUGA